Messenger RNA from Corapipo altera (White-ruffed manakin), 641 nucleotides. RefSeq names its product solute carrier family 22 member 20-like. The transcript is spliced from 3 exons. Lineage: Eukaryota; Metazoa; Chordata; Aves; Passeriformes; Pipridae. The record is from RefSeq and is a predicted model, not a curated record. The annotation marks the transcript as partial.
AUGUCCUUCGCGGAUCUGCUGGCCCGGUUGGGCGGGAUGGGCCGUUUCCAGGUGACCUACGUGGCGGCUCUGGCCGUGCCGUUGCUCAUGUUGGCCAGCCACAACCUGCUGCAGAACUUCACCGCCGGCGUCCCCGAGCACCACUGCCGGCCCCGCCCCGCGGCCAACGCCAGCGCCGCGCCCCUGCUCGUGGCCGUGCCCCUGGACGGCCACCGGCGGCCCCAGCGCUGCCGCCGCUACGUGGAGCUCCAGUGGCACCUCCUGGGGGCCAAUGGGUCCGCCAACGGGAUGGCCAAGGGGAUGGCCAAUGGGAUGGCCAAUGGGAUGGCCAAUGGGAUGGUCAAGGGGAUGGCCAACGGGAUGGUCAAUGGGAUGGCCAAUGGGAUGGCCAACGGCACGGCCAAUGACGCGCCCACCGAGCCGUGCCGCGAUGGUUGGACCUACGUGGACGGCGUCUUCACCGACACCAUCAUCACUGAGUGGGACCUGGUGUGCGAGUCCAAGCGGCUGCGGCAGUUGGCCCAGUCCAUCUACAUGGGCGGGAUCCUGCUGGGAUCAGGACUCUUCGGGGUCCUCUCCGACAGGUGCGUGGGCAAAUCCCCCCCCCCAGAUCCUCCCAUUUACCCCCACAUCCCCCAUAC